AUGAGUGAUACACCUAGAUCAAAAAAAUCAAAGGUAAUGGGAAAACAACCCGAUCUUCGACAAUUUAUAUUCAAGAAAAUGAAAUCUCAAGAUAAUUCAUGUUCUUCAACGCCACCGGUAGAUAGUGGUACUCCAUCAUCUAAUGCUAGUGCAUCUCCAUCUUAUGAUUCUCCUCAAAUUAACGAAAAUGAUAUGAAUUUGGGUGGUUCAAAUACGGAUAAUGUGCCAUUAGAGAAUGAAGAGUUGGUUUAUGAUGUUGAACUUCUUCCUCAUGACCCGGGAAAAAGAAUAAACAUAAUGGAUUAUCCUUCAAAUCAACGUAAUGCGAUUAGGAGGGCAUAUAUCCUUAAAAAACCUUGUCAACCAAAAACUCAUAACUUUCCUCAAAGAGAUCUUGGUGGGCCGCGUCCGCGUCGAUUUGUUGCUUCUUGGUUUGAUAAGUGGGAUUGGCUUGAAUAUAGUAUCGAGAAAAAUGCGGCAUUUUGUUUUGUUUGUUACUUGUUUAAGAAUGAUAUUGAAGUUAAUGUGGGAGGAGAUGCAUUUGUAGAGGGAGGAUUUAGGUCAUGGAAUAAAUCGGAAAGGUUUAAGACACAUGUUGGAGUUGUUUCAAAGGUCAUUUUUGAAAAUGCUCCCGGAAAUUGUCAAUUGACAUCUCCCAUGAUUCAAAAAGAUAUCAUAAAUUGUUGUGAUAAAGAAACAACUAAGCGGAUUAUAGAGGAAAUUGGUGAUGAUUACUUUGAUAUCUUGGCCGAUGAAUCUAGUGAUGUAUCCCAAAAGGAACAAUUAGCUCUUUGUUUGUGUUAUGUUGAAAAGAAAACGGGAAAGGUAGUAAAGCGAUUUCUUGGACUUGUUCAUGUUGGGGAUACCACCGCUUUGUCUCUUAGAAGUGCAAUUAUAUUUUUGCUUGUUGAUCAUUCAUUAAGUCCUUCUAAGAUUUGA
Molecule: messenger RNA, 939 nt
Organism: Beta vulgaris subsp. vulgaris (sugar beet)
Lineage: Eukaryota; Viridiplantae; Streptophyta; Magnoliopsida; Caryophyllales; Amaranthaceae
Exons: 2
Coding region: 1-939 (312 amino acids)
Source: RefSeq, a predicted model, not a curated record